CCCACCCUGUCGACUGGGGCGGUUCCCCAGUGCCCAGGCGACCGCGGGCUAGGCCUGCCCCCUGGUGGCCAUGCUCCUUCUCGCUGGCCUCUCUGCCUGUCCCGGGGCGGGCGGGCCACCUGGUGCGUGGAGCUGUGGGGACGAAUCGGAGCGCGGGCCGGGCUGGGCUGGACAGGCAGGGCCUUCAACGAGCAGACUCCUUAAACCUUUGCUGCCUGAGGCAGCCCUGGAGGGCCCGACCCGGGCCUGGGCCCGCUGCCCUGCCUGGUCACACUGCAAGGCCGUCGUUGGCCGGCAGGGGGGUCAGAUCGCUGUGGGCCGUCGUCCCUGCCCCAUGAGAUUCACACUCUGCACACCUCCCCUGGCCUGUCAGGGCCACUCGUGUUGGCUCGCUCCUCUCUCCUGGGCCCCAGGCCACUGCGCACCCUCCCCCCACGGUUAAACAUUAGUGCGAGGUUAUUAGUCCGGGGUCCUCGGGAGGGAGAGGGUGGAAUUUCACUUUGACCUGCACUUCCUCUGCUGGAGUCACCAGCUCCCGCCCCGCCUGACAAUGCCAGUGGAGGAAUUUGUGGCCGGCUGGAUCUCCGGAGCUGUGGGCUUGGUCCUGGGACACCCCUUUGACACUGUAAAGGUGCGGCUGCAGACCCAGACCACAUACCACGGCAUCGUCGAUUGUAUGGUCAAGACUUACCGCCAUGAGUCGCUCCUGGGCUUCUUCAAGGGAAUGAGCUUCCCCAUCGUGAGCAUUGCCGUGGUCAACUCCGUCCUGUUCGGGGUCUACAGCAACACCCUGCUGGCACUCACAGCAACCUCCCACCAGCAGCGGCGGGCCCAGCCGCCCAGCUACAUGCACAUCUUUGUAGCCGGCUGCACCUCGGGGUUCCUGCAGGCCUACUGCCUGGCCCCUUUUGACCUCAUCAAAGUCCGGCUACAAAACCAGACAGAGCCGAGGGCGAAGCCGGGGAGCCCCCAACCCCGGUACCGGGGGCCCGUGCACUGUGCGGCCUCCAUCUUCCAGGAGGAGGGGCCCCGGGGGCUGUUCCGAGGAGCCUGGGCCCUGACGCUGAGGGACACCCCCACAGUGGGAAUCUAUUUUAUCACCUACGAAUGUCUCUGUCGCCAGUCCACGCCGGAGGGCCAGAAUCCCAGCUCCGCCACUGUGCUGGUGGCAGGAGGCUUUGCCGGCAUCACCUCCUGGGUCGCAGCCACGCCCUUAGACGUGAUCAAGGCCCGGAUGCAGAUGGCCGGGCUGAAGCAGAGGGCGUACCAGGGGGUGCUGGACUGCAUAGUCAGCAGCGCCCGGCAGGAGGGACUGGGGGUCUUCUUCAGGGGGCUCACCAUCAACAGUGCCCGCGCCUUUCCCGUCAACGCCGUCACCUUCCUCAGCUACGAGUACCUCCUCCGCUUGUGGGGAUGAGCCUGGCCACGCAGUGCCGGCAGCUCCCCAGCGGGAUCACCGCCCAACCGCCCAGACCGGAGGCCAAGUUGAACGCGCCAGCUUGCGAUUCCGAUUCCAAUGGAAGAAGCUCAGCCCUCCCUUAUCAAGGCGCCUCCCAGCCUCACAGACACAGCCGGGGCUGGGGAGACGGCAGUGGGGAGCAGGAGGCCCAGGGUC
Ceratotherium simum simum (southern white rhinoceros) is the source of this 1615-nucleotide messenger RNA. RefSeq names its product solute carrier family 25 member 45 (gene SLC25A45). The record is from RefSeq and is a predicted model, not a curated record. Gene Ontology annotation, biological process: transmembrane transport. Gene Ontology annotation, cellular component: mitochondrion. Gene Ontology annotation, molecular function: transmembrane transporter activity. NCBI's taxonomy places the organism in Eukaryota, Metazoa, Chordata, Mammalia, Perissodactyla, Rhinocerotidae.